Messenger RNA from Populus nigra (black poplar), 932 nucleotides. Its product is annotated as cysteine proteinase inhibitor 12-like. Lineage: Eukaryota; Viridiplantae; Streptophyta; Magnoliopsida; Malpighiales; Salicaceae. The transcript is spliced from 4 exons. The coding region runs from base 80 to 682 and encodes 200 amino acids. Gene Ontology annotation, molecular function: cysteine-type endopeptidase inhibitor activity. The record is from RefSeq and is a predicted model, not a curated record.
CGUAUCUCCUUUUUUAUUACUCUCACUCACGUUUACCGUCACAAUUACAACCACCCCAUUUCAUUUCUCCGACGACAAAAUGGCCACCCUCGGCGGCGUUCACGACUCCGAAGCCUCCCAAAAUAGCGUCGAGAUCGAAAACCUCGCUCGCUUUGCUGUCGACGAACACAAUAAGAAAGAGAAUGCGAUAUUGGAGUUUGCGAGGGUAGUGAAGGCGAAAGAGCAAGUGGUGGCAGGGACGAUGCAUCAUCUUACAAUUGAAGCGAUUGAAGCGGGGAAGAAGAAGAUUUAUGAAGCUGAAGUUUGGGUUAAGCCAUGGCUUAAUUUUAUGGAAUUGAAGGAGUUUAAGCAUGCUGGGGAUGUUCCUGUGUUUACCUCUUCCGAUCUCGGUGUUAAGAGAGAUGGCCAUGGUCCAGGAUGGCAAUCAGUGCCAGUGCAUGAUCCUUCAGUCCAAGAUGCGGCAAAUCAUGCUCUGAAGUCCAUCCAGCAGAGGUCCAACUCAUUAUUCCCUUAUGAACUUCAAGAAGUCGUUGAUGCAAAUGCUGAGGUGGAGGAUGAUUCUUCGAAAUUUGAUAUGCUUCUCAAGGUGAAGAGAGGAAGCGCUGAAGAGAAGCUCAAGGUAGUGGUGCACAAGAACAGUGAGGGCAACUACCAUCUCAAUCGGAUGGAGCCACAUGUCUAACUCCAUGACUUGUUAAAAUGGCAAUAAACUAAGGAUACCCGCAAUGCAACUCUUCCUAUGUUGCGAAUGGCUGAAUGCACUGAAUGUUGAUGGUAAUAUUAUCUAUUUUAUGUGUUGUAUAUAUGCAUUGUACUUGAAAACUGUUCUUGACAUGUAGACUUUACUUUCUACAUGUAAUAUCUACUUUACUUUCACUUCCCGAUUUUGUCAGGAGGAUAUAUAAAAAUGAUGAUCCAAGUUGUUUUUACCA